Messenger RNA from Didymodactylos carnosus, 270 nucleotides. The record is from the annotation of a GenBank genome assembly. NCBI's taxonomy places the organism in Eukaryota, Metazoa, Rotifera, Eurotatoria, Philodinida, Philodinidae.
AUGGCCAGAACGAACAUCAGAUUCGUGACUAGCAUUUUGAUUUAUGGUGGCUGUUUUACACAAGUCUCAAAGGAUACUUAUUUUCAAAGUUCAUUAAUGACACCAGAAUUAUGUUUUCAAUUAUGUGAUACACCACUUGUUUAUUUACAAAAUACAGUGUGUAGAUGUCGAGGAGCAGCUUUGGGGUUCGCAUGGACCCCGGCUGGACAACAAGCGUUCACAUGUACUUUCACAUCAUUUAUCAUAUCGACAACGAAUGGCAAUGAGUAG